Molecule: messenger RNA, 6741 nt
Organism: Oncorhynchus masou masou (cherry salmon)
Lineage: Eukaryota; Metazoa; Chordata; Actinopteri; Salmoniformes; Salmonidae
Product: proline-rich transmembrane protein 1-like
Exons: 4
Coding region: 1273-2046 (257 amino acids)
Cellular component (GO): membrane
Source: RefSeq, a predicted model, not a curated record
UUUAAACAUUAUGACACUGUUAACUAUUGCUCUUGCUGUAUACUGUAGGAACAACAAUCUGUACAUAUCCUAUUCUGUGAAACACAAUGUCAUUUACAGUCAACUAUCUAACCCUAAUCAAAAUCAUGAUCCGUUCUUGACUCAUGCUCAUGUUAUGACAGCAAGCCACGGGUAUAAAGAGUUGUCAGCAUAGCAUAAAAAGUAUUCAAAUCCAAUAUCCGGUCAUCUCUUUAAAGGGUUUGUUUCGGGGUUUCCAGCUCAGUGGCAUAUGUAUUUCCCAGUCUCGGCUGUCUCUUUAAGACAACGAUAGCUUUGUGUCUGAUUAAUUCAAUGUAACGAGAGAUGCAUUGGAGAAACCUAUUUUCCGCUGUUACUGUGGAUGUAUCAGCUACAGAGAGUGUGAAAAAACUGGACAUUUAUUUCCUAUUGGUCAUGAUCAUCGGAUAAUUCAAUUGGCGGUUAUCAUAUACUAAAGUUAUAACGUGAUACCGUUAUUAUAGGCAACGGAUGUGGGGAUACAACAAAUAUGGAUUUAAAUUAGCUGGAAAUUAAGUCUCCAUAAUUUCAUAUUUUUUCUGUAAGAGGAUUUACCAAAAUUCGUUUUGGAGGAAUAAGAAUAUUUACAUUAAAUUGUUUAGAGGGGAGUUUUGUUCUGACUGCACGAAAUGUCUGAAAAACACGGUAAGCUUUUUUUCUCUUGUUCUGUUGCGUCUUUUAUGUCAGCACUGUAAUUGAUAAUUGAGCCAAUUUUUCCCCUCCCCCGCUGUAUUUUCUCUCCUUUGGAUUGUGAUACAUGUGUACAUUUGGGAUAAUUGUUUGACUAUAGGUUGUUUUGGUAGGUUUUUUUGUGGUGCAUAACUAACAAUUGGCUACUUGGUGACGUAUGAUAUCUCUGUUUCCAUCUUCUCUGUUUUCACCUCCCCAUGUCAACAUCUCCGACAAACUCUUCCUUCUAUUUAUCUGCAUGUCCUACAUCUGUAGUCUGCUAUGUUAUUUUAUUCCCAAUAGGGUACGCUCUAUUUAAUUGCCUAUGCAUGCACAUUUAUUUAAAUAACUACAAUGAAAUAAGGGUUUGCGUGCGUGUGUUUGUUUCCGUGAGUGUGGGCGGAUUUGCGUGCGUUUGUACAGUGUAUUAGGGCGAAUGAACGUGAGCGUGUGAUGUUAACAUAAGAAAUGCAGCACAAUAAUUUGCUUAAUUUCUCUCUUUAACUCCCUUGGAUUCACUGUAUCCUAGGAGGUUAUCAAGGUCUGGAAGACUCUAAUCGGCAGGCCAUGUCCCAACCCAUGCAGCAAAUGCAGCCCCCUCCAUACCUCCCAUCCCAGGACCCUAACAUUGGCCAACAACACCCCAACAUGCAGCACCCCAACAUGCAGCACCCCAACAUGCAGCACCCCAACAUGCAGCACCCCAACAUGCAGCACCCCAACAUGCAGCACCCCAACAUGGGCCCUCCGCCCAGCUGUGGCCCCCAGCCCAACUACCCCCCUCCACCCCCGCCCCCUGGCUCCGAUGGCUACCAGGAGACCCAGUUCCACAAUGGCUCCUACGGACACCCAGGGGCCCCACAGGGCUACACAGUCCAGACCCAGGGCCCGGGAGGGGGGGUCCCACAUGCCCCUGUAGGGUAUUUUCAACCAGGAUACCCUCUCCAGCUGCAGCCCUGCACAGCCUAUGUUCCUGUCUACCCCAUGGCGUCGGGACAGCCCUACCAGGGGAUGCCCCAGGGUCAGAUGGGCAUGCAGAUGCCCCAUGGCAUGGCUCUGAUGGAGCCCCGGCGCCCGCCUCACGACUACCUGCCCAUCGCUGUGCUCACCACCGUCUGCUGCUUCUGGCCCACAGGAAUCAUAGCCAUCAUCAAGGCAGUACAGGUGCGUACAGCAGUGGCCAGGGGGGACAUGGUGACGGCAGAGAUAGCGUCCCGCGAGGCGCGUAACUUCUCCUUCAUUAGCCUGGCGGUGGGCAUUGCCUCCAUCGUCCUGUGUACCAUCCUCACCGUGGUAGUCAUCAUCGCCUCCCAACACCAUGACGAUGACUGGGAACCCUAAUACAUAACACAGUGUGGUAUCAUGGGAUGUGUAGUUUUGGGUGGAGAUUGAAGAAUAAGAGCACCGGAAUUCACUCUCUGAAACUGGUAUGUUAUAUUGGGGGGUGUAUAUAUAUGUGUGUGUGUGUGUGUGUGUGUGUGUGUGUGUGUGUGUGUGUGUGUGUGUGUGUGUGUGUGUGUGUAUGCACCCUGUGUACUGUAUACAGUACUGACCUGACCUACUAACUACUAACGGGUUGAGAACCAAUCACACUUAUAUUCAAUUGCCAAAACAAAUAGAUACACAUUAUUUGCCAGUAUUACUUACCAUUUACACUCGGAUAUAAUAGCGCUCCAUAGCACUUAUGGGGGAAACAGAGUACAUACACAGAGGCAUUAAAGGGCAAUUCCACCACAUUUCAACCUCAUUUUCAUUAUCUAUAGCACAGUACCAGUGUCUACAUAUGUGAAAAUGGCACAUGACAUCAUCAAAAGUACAACAAAAAAAUAACGGAUUUUCAAAAACAAUGAGAUUCACAGUGACGUGGGGAGUAAGAAAAUGCCCUCCAUCUGGCUAGAAACUCGUUGCAGGUUUUGAAAAUCAGUUUUCCUUACUUUUCCUCCUGCCUUAUCACAGAGAAUAAUCUUUAGGACCUUCUCUUUUUAACCACAGAGCAUAGAAAAGUGCAAUUUUCAGUUAUGUAGACACUGGUAUUUUUAUUUUUACCUUUAUUUAACUAGGCAAGUCAGUUAAGAACAUAUUCUUAUUUUCAAUGACGGCCUAGGAACAGUGGGGAAACUGCCUUGUUCAGGGACAGAACGACAGAUUUGUACCUUGUCAGCUCGGGGAUUUGAACUUGCAACCUUCCGGUUACUAGUCCAACGCUCUAACCACUAGGCUACCCUGGUAUGGUACUGGAGAUAAUGAAUAUGAGGUUGAAAAGUGUCAGAAUUGCCCUUUAACUAGGAAUUACAGAUGAAUUUAUGGUCCCCUUGAACCUAGGUAGACCAAACCAUGGAUCACACUGUAUCUUGAUAAACUAUUUAAGCCUUCACAAAACUGCCAAAAAGAUCACAAAUCAUGACUGACAUUAGUGCCAUAUAUAAAUAGUAUUGUGUAAGGAGGUUGUUUUGAAUUACUUCUAAUAUAAAUACUUUUAUUGAAUUGUGUUGAGUCAUUUAUAGUUUUUGAUUUAUGAUUUUCAUAAACACCCGCAUCUAACGAUAGUAUUUAAAAAAUAUUUAUUAAAUGGAUAGUAUAAAUUAUAGUAUAAGACUGCCAAACAGACGUAGGUAUGGAGGGAUACAAAUUAUCAGUAUUCAUUUUACACACAAUCAAAUGGAAAGUAAAUAAAGACAUAUUGUUGUCUUAUUAUGAGAUUAAUAUAUGGAAAUUGUGGACAAAAAGAUUGGGAUUUUUCUUGUGAGAUGACAUCUCUAUUUUAAAGUUGUGCUGGCGGAGGGAUACACCAUAGGGUGUACUGUGACCGUGUCUUUUCUCCCGCCUUUUUUAUAUGACAUGUGACUAUUUUAGCUACAUUGACAAAUUGUUUGUUGCAUAAGAUUGUUUAAUACUUGUUCACUUUAUUUAUGUAUGUAUUUAGGUAUAUUAUAAUUUAUUAGUUUAUUUAUAAUAUUUAUUUUUUCAUAGAUUAUUAGCAUGUCACCAUUAUGUUUUAGUUGAAAUCAAUAGUUUAUUGUACCCCUAUUGGCCUACAAAACCUUAACUAAACUCAGCAAAAAAAUAAAUGUCAGCUCACUGUCAACAGCGUUUAUUUUCAGCAAACUUGACAUGUGUAAAUAUUUGUAUGAACAUAAGAUUCAACAACUGAGACAUAAACUGAACAAGUUCCACAGACGUGACGGACAGAAAUGGAAUAAUGUGUCCUUAAACAAAGGGGGGGGGGGGGUUAAAAUCAAAAGUAACAUUCAGUAUCUGGUGCGGCCACCAGCUGCAUUAAGUACUGCAGUGUUGCCAGUUCUUGCUGUGAGAUGUUACCCCACUCUUCCACCAAGGCACCUGCAAGUUCCCGGACAUUUCUGGGAGGAAUAGCCUUAGCCCUCACCCUCCGAUCCAACAGGUCCCAGGCGUGCUCAAUAGGAUUGAGAUCCAGGUUCUUUGCUGGCCAUUGCAGAACACUGACAUUCCUGUCUUGCAGGAAAUCAUGCACAGAACGAGCAGUAUGGCUGGUGGCAUUGUCAUGCUGGAGGGCCAUGUCAGGAUGAGCCUGCAGGAAGGGUACCACAUGAGGGAGUAGAAUGUCUUACCUGUAACGCACAGCAUUGAGAUUUCCUGCAAUGACAACAAGCUCAGUCCGAUGAUGCUGUGACACACCACCCCAGACCAUGACGAACCCUCCACCUUUAAAUCGAUCCAGCUCCAGAGUACAGGCCUCGGUGUAACGCUCAUACCUUCUAUGAUAAACGCGAAUCCGACCAUCACCCCUGGUGAGAGAGAACCACAACUCGUCAGUGAAGAGCACUUUUUGCCAGUCUUGUCUGGUUCAGCGACGGUGGGUUUGUGCCCAUAGGCAACGUUGUUGCCGGUGAUGUCUGGUGAGGACCUGCCUUACAACAGGCCUACAAGCCCUCAGUCCAGCCUCCCUCAGCCUAAUGCGGACAGUCUGAGCACUGAUGGAGGGAUUGUGCGUUCCUGGUGUAACUCGGGCAGUUGUUGUUGCCAUCCUGUACCUUUCCUGGCAGGUGUGAUGUUCGGAUGUACCGAUUGGGUGCAAGUGUUACACGGGGUCUGCCACUGCGAGGACGAUCAGCUGUCCGUCCUGUCUCCCUGUUGCGCUGUCUUAGGCUUCUCUCGGUACGGACAUUGCAAUUUAUUGCCCUGGCCACAUCUGCAGUCCUCAUGCCUCCUUGCAGCAUGCCUAAGGCACGUUCACGCAGAUGAGCGGGGACCCUGGGCAUCGUUCUUUUGGUGUUUUUCUUUAAUUUCCGAAGUUUUCAUAACUGUGACCUUAAUUGUCUACCGUCUGUAAGCUGUUAGUGUGUUAACGACCGUUCCACAGGUGCAUGUUCAUUAAUUGUUCAUGGUUCAUUGAACAAGCAUGGGAAGCAGUGUUCAAACACUUUACAAUGAAGAUCUGUGAAGUUGUUUGGAUUUUUACAAAUGAUCUUUGAAAGACAGGGUCCUGAAAAGGGGACCUUUCUUUUUUUGCUGAGUUUACAUUACAUUUGAUGACGUUUGUGAUGACUUGCACUUCCCAGCGUUGACAUAGCACAGAAACUGACAUAAUUACUUUGUACACAUUGGCUAAUGUCAGCAGGCUUAGAAUUGUUUUUAUACACUCCAAUAGACAAUUGUAUAAUUGUAGAAAUAGACACAUUUAGAACAACAGUUGCUUGUCUAAUUGAAGUGGUUGGUCCAUUUUCUAAUUUCAUAUAGAAUAAAGUAUUGCAGUACUAAGAAAAAAGCUACACAUUUGAUGGAAAGUGCUUGGACGGACGCAAGAUUAAAAAGGCUAUGUAAUUAUAAAUAGGGCUAGUGUAGUAUAAAUUUGAGAAAUUGCAGCUUUUGCAAAUAAUGUUUUGUUAAUAUUAAUGGUUAUAAUAGCCAAUAAAAUAGUAUUAUCUUAGUUAAUAGUUUCUCAGAGUAAAAGGUUGUAGACAAAGAACUUAUAUGCCACAGACAAUACUCUGUAAUGCACGCCAUUAUUACAAUUCUCUCAGCUUUUCCCAAAUUGUCUUAUCUGAUAAUAAGGGUUGCGUCAAACACAUUUGGUCUCCAAUCUAGCCUAUCACUUUAUGAGGUGUGCUGCCUCGUGUUGGAGAGCCAAGAGCGUUGCCGCGUAACAGCGUGAACUAAAAUGACCUGAGACGGAAUCAGUCAAGCAGAAAUACUGAUGGUGGCACUGAAAACGAAUGUCUCUGAGGAGAGAGAAAAAAAUCUAUGCCUAAUAAUACAGUACACUAGCAUUUUACUCUCCUCAAUUUGUCUAUUACCCCAAUAGACCCCCUCUAUUUCUCUCUGUCUCUCUUUCUGAUGUCCAUUGCAAAAUUGGAACCGUAGUUCUCGACAUAUCUCUGAUCUGCUUCUCUGUGUUCAAUUCCUAUGAUAAAGUUAUUCAGAGAUAUCGAAAAUGUAUUGUUUCUCGUGAAGGACCAUGAUUACAGAUUUGAAUAUUGUUAUUAUGGUGACGUUUUAUUCCAAAAGUAUUAUUAAAUUAGUAUUACUACUAUGGUUAUUAUUCUGUUACUUGGAAAUCUCUUUUACAUUUGAUUAUCAUUACUAUAUUUAUAAUGUACAUUGUAUUUGGAGAAUAUGUUCUUAUACUGAUAACACGGUGUUCUAGAAAUAUGUUGAGUGCAAAGUAAGCACAGUACUGUGACCCGUAGUGCUGUUACUCACCUCUAUACAAGAGAUGUAUCGGUAUGGAAUGUUCUUAUGCUUUCUCUCUCUCUCUCUCACUCCUCACAUAUCUAGUUGUGUUUAGAUCUACACUGUUCUCUCCCCACAUACUUGUUUUGUGAGGCCGUUCGAUGUCAUUUAAGAUGACAGGCUGGGCAAAUGCUACUGCUUCUUUGCAGUAUUCAUACCUUUUCUCUGAGCUUGUAAAUGUAAUGGAUUGGCAUUUUCAAAUUGGCUGGCGAAUCACAGUGUACAUGUACUUUUCUUGGGGUUUAUUUCUGUUCAUGGAUAUUACACAUGCAUCUGUCGUGUAUGAAUUGAGUCGUUUGAAUAAAAUUGUUUUUUUUUUGUGCAAGA